Messenger RNA from Prunus armeniaca (apricot), 501 nucleotides. Lineage: Eukaryota; Viridiplantae; Streptophyta; Magnoliopsida; Rosales; Rosaceae. The record is from the annotation of a GenBank genome assembly.
AUGCAUGCUAGAUGGGUGACUUUUUUGCAGAAAUUCUCAUUCGUUAUCAAGCAUACUUCCGACAAGACAAAUCGUGUGGCGGAUGCGCUCAGUAGAAGAGCUUCAUUGUUAAUCACGUUGACUCAAGAAGUUGUGGGGUUUGAAUGUCUGAAGGACUUAUAUGCGGGUGACGAUGAUUUCCAGGAAAUUUGGACUAAGUGCACCAAUCAUGAGCCAAUGGCAGAAUACUUUCUUAAUGAAGUUUCCUUUUUAAGGGAGAAGCUUAUUCAGGACUUGCAUGGUGGAGGGUUAAGUGGCCACCUAGGCCGUGAUAAAACAAUUGUAGGGAUGGAGGAGAGAUUUUACUGGCCACAGCUCAAACGAGAUGUUGGAACUAUUAUGCGCAAGUGCUACAUUUGUCAAACUUCAAAGGGGCAGGAUCUUGCUAUGGAUUUUGUCCUCGGUUUGCCCCGAACACAAAGGGGAGUGGACUCUGUAUUUGUGGUGGUUGAUCGGUUCUAA